AUGGCGCAUUAUGCGAUUCAACAAGAUGUCCGUGAUACUGCCUCCUCUUCAAGAACGUAUACAAGACGCGACGAUCGCAGUGAGUCUCACAACUGUCUUUUUCGAGAUUAUUUUGCCGAGGAACCGAAAUUUAAUGAGACUUUUUUUAGACAAAGGUUUCGUAUGAGUAGACGGUUGUUUGUGAAGAUAGCUUCAGAUUUGGAAAACAAUUUUACUUAUUUUCAAAGGAAGAUCGAUGCUCGUGGUAAAUGGGGGUUUUCGGCUUUACAGAGAUGCACAUCUGCAGUUCGCCAGUUAGGAUACGGUAGUAAUCCCGACAGUUUAGAUGAUUACCUAAAUAUGUCGGAAAGAUCAUCACGUGACACCCUUAAUGCUUUUUGUGAUGGAGUCAUUAAGUUGUAUCGACAUGAAUAUUUGCGUAGGCCAACGCGUACAGAUACGCAACGCAUUCUUGAUCAUCAUGCUUCUUAUCAUGGUUUUCCCGGCAUGUUAGACGGCACAGCACCGUUGGUUCCAUUCACUGUAAAUGGAACUGAAUAUCAGUACCCGUAUUUUCUCGUGGAUGGGAUCUACCCAAGAUAUGCGAUGUUUGUGAAAACGAUUUCCCAUCCAACCGGUGAGAAAAGGAUUCGAUUUACUAAGGCACAGGAGGCUGCAAGGAAGGAUGUGGAGCGAGCUUUUGACGAGGACCACGCUAUAAGUCCUGAUUACAUUCCAGAUCCCCCUGUUGCGCCACAGCCAUCGGAUGAACGAUUGUUUGAGAUACAGAACCCAAACGUUCACGAGGAUCUUAAGAUGGAUCUCAUUGACCAUAUUCAUCGCACAUUCAUCCUGGGCAUCGAUCGCUAG
Molecule: messenger RNA, 849 nt
Organism: Erigeron canadensis
Lineage: Eukaryota; Viridiplantae; Streptophyta; Magnoliopsida; Asterales; Asteraceae
Exons: 3
Coding region: 1-849 (282 amino acids)
Source: RefSeq, a predicted model, not a curated record